AGUGCUUGUGGCACUUGUUUGUUUUCUUAUAGACGCAGCACAAGUCUUACUUAUUUGGCGGCGGGUAUCCUGCGUCAGCCUCAGCGAGCACUUUACGGUGUGCUCCUACCUACGCGUGUGCGCCAACCGUUGAUAAGAACAUUGUUAAGUAAGCCCUGAUUUGAAGGGCUAGGACAGUGAUAAGAACCCUUAACGCUCGCGGUGGCUCUGGAGUACCCAUCAUGCUGAGCGCCGGGACUUCAAAGGGUUGCUGCGUGCAGCGUAGCUGCAAUGGCGCUAAGCUUGCCCCGCAGCUCAAGCCCGUUAUCAGCCGCUUUGCAGCUCCUCUUCGCGGACCCAGCCCAGCUCACGCCGGUGAGGCGAGCGGCAGUCCCAUCGUCAGCGGCCCCAUCGCCGUGAACCCAUCCAUGUCCCCCGCGCUGGACCCCGUUGCCGCCGCCUCCGCGCCCGACCCAAAGUCCUCCAAGGCCGUUGACCGCAGCAAGGGCCUGUGGACCCGCUGCGACAAGUGCGGCACCAUCCUCUACAUCAAGCACCUCAAGGAGCACCACCACAUCUGCUUCGGCUGCAACUACCACCUCAAGAUGUCCUCCCAGGAGCGCAUCAACCACCUGGUGGAUGCCGGCACCUGGCGCCCGCUGGACGAGACGCUCUCCCCCGUUGACCCCCUGGACUUCACCGACCUGAAGCUCUACACCGACCGCAUCAAGGAGGCGCAGGAGAAGACCGGCCUGCAGGAUGCCGUACGCACCGGUACGGGUCUCCUCCACGGCAUCCCGGUUGCGCUGGGCGUCAUGGAUUUCUCCUACAUGGGCGGCUCCAUGGGGUCCGUGGUGGGUGAGAAGCUCACGCGGUUGAUCGAGUACGCCACGCAAGAGGGCAUGCCGGUGAUCAUCGUGUGCACCAGCGGCGGCGCGCGCAUGCAGGAGGGCAUCUUCUCGCUCAUGCAGAUGGCCAAGAUCAGCGCCGCGCUGCAUGUGCACCAGAACUGCGCCAACCUGCUGUACAUCGCCAUCCUGACGUCGCCCACCACGGGAGGCGUUACGGCGUCGUUCGGCAUGCUGGGUGACGUCAUCAUUGCGGAGCCGCAGGCCAUCAUUGGCUUCGCGGGUCGCCGUGUGAUUGAGCAGACGCUGCAGGAGCAGCUGCCGGACGAUUUCCAGACCGCCGAGUACCUGCUGGAGCACGGCCUGCUGGACCUGGUUGUCCCCCGCUCCUUCCUCAAGGGCGCGCUGUACGAGAUCAUUGACUUUUACCGCGCGGCUCCCUUCAAGCGGCGCGGCAGCAUCCCCUUUGGCGUGCAGCACGGCACCUUCCUGACCACGGAGGAGAAGGUGCGGCGGCGCUGGGCGCAGUGGAGCCGGUCGGGGCUGCCGGCGGGCGGCAGCAACGGCAGCAGCGGGCAGCUGGCGGUGGCGUCGGAUGCGGGGGCGGUGUCGUACCGGGAGCUGGUCAGCAGCUUCAGGACGCUUGUGGAGGGCGGCGGCAGCAACGGCUCCUCCUCCGCCCCGCUGGAGCUGCAGGAGCUGCUGGGCGACCCCGAGGCGCUGCCUGCCGCUCUGGAGCUGGCGGCGCAGAGCAAGCUGGAGUGGAUGCAGCGCACGCAGCAGCUGCUGGCGGGGGGGCAGGCGGAGGAGGCGGCGCAGGGGCAGGGGCAGCAGUACGUGUUUCGCAUGCAGUAGAGGGGAGGGGAGGAAGGAGGGGAAAAUUGAGAAGAGGAGAUACCAUGGUUUGUAGCGGGAAGGGGAGGAUGGUUAAAAAGGCGGGCAAGGGUGACUGGGUAAGGGUUUAGGCCUGGGUUGCUGGGGCUGCAAUUGGCUUAAGGGGUGGCUUGAGGAGGGGUGAGGAGCUGGAGGCCGUGAUUUGGGUAAAAGAUGCGGCCGGGGUAGGCAUACGAUC
Messenger RNA from Astrephomene gubernaculifera, 1899 nucleotides. Lineage: Eukaryota; Viridiplantae; Chlorophyta; Chlorophyceae; Chlamydomonadales; Astrephomenaceae. The record is from the annotation of a GenBank genome assembly.